AUGGCCAACCACAAAAGCAAUCAAUGGGACAAACUACGGCGCGCGGGAGCUUUUUUAUUUUAUGUUAAGCGGCCCUUUAUGUGGUUUAAGGUUUCUUCCGAAACUAAAUCGAACGUAUCGGUUUUUAGACUCAUCAAAAGAUGUUCACCAAGUUAUGAAGCAAAAAAUAAAGUGUUGACAGUCAAACUGCCAAGAUAUGUUGCUUAUAAACCAAGUCAAGUUAACAAAUUUUCAGUCCAUCUUGACAGUUCAGCUUACGCAAGAGUUUGGCUUGCACCCACGCACAAAAAGUGGUUGACUUUUAACCUUGCAAAAGUUAGCGAUGAAAAAAAAUUAGCAGUUGAGAGUGCUUUUGCUCGAUCUGAACGAAUUGCGGAUGUCUGCUAUGAAUGGUGGCUGGAUGUGAUGAACAAACUUCCAUACGCACCAGUCUGUUCUGCGGAAGAAGAAGUUGCGACCAUUCUCAGUUACCCACUUGCAUUGACCGGUCAACGCGUGGGACUCGUCAAACAGUUCAAGCCAUACAGUAAUAAAGUUCUCAAUCAAAAAAGAAUCAAAGAAAUAUUUGAACCUAAACAAUUCAAGAUAAAAGAAAUUAAUAAAUGCACCAUUACUGAUUCAGAUUUGACCACUAGCACGACUAUUGAUACCACACCACUGCUGGAAAUAUUAUUUGGCAUUUAA
Molecule: messenger RNA, 684 nt
Organism: Helobdella robusta
Lineage: Eukaryota; Metazoa; Annelida; Clitellata; Rhynchobdellida; Glossiphoniidae
Exons: 4
Coding region: 1-684 (227 amino acids)
Source: RefSeq, a predicted model, not a curated record